AUGCUGACAUCCAGCUCUCCCGGAAGUUCCACUGGAGCCCUCCAGAUACCUUCCCAGAGAACCAGAGGUUGUGUCUCUAACUGGGUAGCACCCCUAGAGAGCGAGGUCAACUGCACUCCUUGCCCCCACGGGCUCCCCGGGAACCCAGAGAGUCCAGAGUUCCUGAAACCCUGCCCCGCUGCCAGGUGGGAGGCACCGCCAAAGUUCCCACCUGAGCCUGCAGCCAAGGGUGGCAGACGCGAGGGAGGGGCGGGGACCCGAGGCCGGAACCGGGACUCCAGAGCUCCGAGAGUCUGCGAGCUGGGAUGCUCCACCGCCAGUAGGACUGGCCAACUCGCAGCCGCCCCUCGGAGCGGCGACUGGGAGAGGGAGCCGCGCUUCCCUGCUCGCUCCCCGCUCGCCCGCCCGCUCGCUCGCCCGCCCGAAGCCUGGGCGCUAGGACCCCCGAAAGGAAGGAGGGCGCACGGCGCCGCACUUACCGCGCUCUGCUCGCCCGCGCCGCCCGCUCGCCCGCUCGCUCCCCGGCCACCGCCGCCGCGUCCGCCCCUGCGCUCGCCCGGCCAAAUUCAAAGGCGCCGGGCGCGGGGGAGGGGGCUCGGGGAUGGGAAGGGAGGGAGGGGGAGAUGCAAGUGUUACAACUUCCUCCGCUGCCCACGGCCCGGCGGCCCGGGGACGCGGCGAGGGGAGGGAAGCGCGCGGGCGCCAAUGAGUUCACUUUCUUUUUCUCCCCCGCGCGCUCCCCCUCGCGCUUCCCGCCCGGCCCCUCCAACCUCCUCCACCGGCCAGAAUCCCCGUUUCUCGGUCCGGGGAGUGGGAGGAUGGAGAAGGCGAGGGAGGAAGGAGAGAAGGGAAAGGUGA
Messenger RNA from Grammomys surdaster, 858 nucleotides. RefSeq names its product translation initiation factor IF-2-like. The record is from RefSeq and is a predicted model, not a curated record. The transcript has a single exon. Bases 1 to 858 code for a protein of 285 amino acids. NCBI's taxonomy places the organism in Eukaryota, Metazoa, Chordata, Mammalia, Rodentia, Muridae.